AUGUCGGGAAGCAAUUUGGAGACGAGAUCAUUGAUUGAAAAGCUGAGAAGCUUCGACAGCGGCGGUUUCUUCGAUCUCGGCCACCCUCUCCUUAACCGCAUGGCUGAAAGCUUCGUCAGAGCUGCUGGGGUAGCGGGGAAGCAUCAUUGGUUCCCGAAUCUUAGAGGUGCAGGUGGAAACUCUGUGGAAGCAUUGUCUGUACACGAAGAACCUCAUGGAAUUGGGGCGGUAUUGAUUUUGGGGCUCCUAGGCUACACCAAUGCUAGGUCCAGCGACCUCCUCGUCCCGGUUGGUGAUUCAUUCACCUUCAUCCCCAUCCUCGACUAUUAUGUUGUGUAUGAUAAUGCAAUGAACCUCUGA
Molecule: messenger RNA, 360 nt
Organism: Salvia splendens (bonfire salvia)
Lineage: Eukaryota; Viridiplantae; Streptophyta; Magnoliopsida; Lamiales; Lamiaceae
Exons: 4
Coding region: 1-360 (119 amino acids)
Source: RefSeq, a predicted model, not a curated record